AUGGUGGAGAACUCCAACAACAGCAAAACUCAGAUGGAGGGCAGUUUGGGGGGCAGUGUUUACCCCCAGGGAGGUUCGGCGGGGGUGAAGCUGGAGGCCGUGAUGGAGCACUUGCAGCGGCAGCAGCAGGCGCGUCUGGAGAUGGAGCGGAACGAGCGGCGCCUGCGCGACGCCCGGAUCAUGUACGCCCAGCAGGUGGCGGCGCAGCAGGCCAUCCUGGCGGCGGCCAGAGCCUCGGCCCUGGGUCACGGCGCCAAGCCUCGGGGCCACGCCGGCGCUUCGGAACGGCCCGAGGAGGCGGGGCGGGGGCGCGACGAGGAGGACGACGCCGAUAACGACGAGGAGGACGACGCCAUGGAGGCCGAUGACUUCAGCGAGGAGGAGGAGGAGGAGGACGAGGACGGCCCGGUGAGCGGGUUAGAGUUCCUGAGGAAGCAGACGCUCGCCCUGCAGCAGGGCGCCAUCAGGCAGUUCGGGGUGCUCUCCGGGACCGCCGCCGGGGCGCCGACACACAGGGACGCACCCUCGCCCGUCAGGGUCAAACAGGAGCCCAGGGAUGAUCUUUCACCCACGGGGCCGCAGACGGGCGUGUCUCCCGACGGCCAGGCGGACUGGGGCUACGAGGAACACUUCAAACAGAACGGCAGUGCUGCUGUAUGGGGGGAGGAAUCUGAUGGGAACAGAGCCAGAGGAGAAGCUUCCAGAGAUUUCGCCAAGUUGUACGAGUUGGAUGGUGACCCGAACAGGAAGGACUUUCUGGACGAUCUGUUUACGUUCAUGCAGAAGAGAGGAACCCCGGUGAACAGAAUCCCCAUCAUGGCGAAGCAGGUGCUGGACCUGUACCGCCUCUAUAAGCUGGUGACGGAGAAGGGAGGACUGGUGGAGGUCAUCAACAAGAAGAUCUGGAGAGAGAUCACCAAGGGUCUGAACCUGCCCACGUCCAUCACCAGCGCCGCCUUCACACUCCGCACACAGUAUAUGAAGUACCUGUACCCGUACGAGUGUGCACGUAAAGGUCUGAGCUCCCCCGGUGAACUGCAGGCCGCCAUCGACAGCAACCGCCGCGAGGGCCGCCGCCCCAGCUACAGCAGCAACCUGUUCCGCUUCAGCCCCAGCUCCGCCCCACACAUUCUCCCCUCUCCCAAGAUGCACCUGGCCGCCCUGAAUGGCCUGCAGGCGUCGCUGGCGUCCUCGCUGAAAAUGAGCUUAGUAGAGGGCUCCCCGUCCAUGUUGGUGGCGCGCUCCCCGGCCGUCGCCCUGGCUUUAGGGCCGCAGGUGGCGAACCUGGCGCGGGCGGCCACACUAGAGCAGCUGAGGGAGAAACUGGAGACGGGCGGCGGGCUCGGGGCCCCUGAGGGCCCGGAGAGGAAGAUGGCACGGCUGGCCGAGGAACAGCAGAGGCUCAUGCAGCAGGCGCUCCAGCACAACCUGCUGGCCAUGGCGUCCCACAUGCCCAUGAACCUGCGGCUGGGGGCCACACCGAGGGAAGAUAAACGUGACCUGAACCUGAGCAUUUCCACCACCGGGGGCGCCAGUGUCAGUGUAUCAGUGGAGGUCAACGGCGUCCAGUACUCAGGAACCCUCUUUGCUCAGAAGUCGGGCUCUUCUGCCCCCAGCGUUUCCUCCGCUGCCCCCAACAUGACCUUCAGCUUCCCCGGCCACAGCCCGUCCUCCUCCGCCUCGUCCUCCAAGGGCCCCAGCUCGGCCGAGCCCUCCACCAGCGGCUCACCGUAA
Trichomycterus rosablanca is the source of this 1734-nucleotide messenger RNA. RefSeq names its product AT-rich interactive domain-containing protein 3A-like. Gene Ontology annotation, biological process: regulation of transcription by RNA polymerase II. The coding region runs from base 1 to 1734 and encodes 577 amino acids. NCBI's taxonomy places the organism in Eukaryota, Metazoa, Chordata, Actinopteri, Siluriformes, Trichomycteridae. The transcript has 9 exons. The record is from RefSeq and is a predicted model, not a curated record. Gene Ontology annotation, cellular component: nucleus. Gene Ontology annotation, molecular function: DNA binding.